GAAGUGGUGGAUAAAAUAAAAACGUCUUCAACACCUGCCGAGCCGAUUUAGAUUCCGUUUUCACAUAUGCAACAAUCAUGUUUUCUUUUUUGGGGUCAAUGGUCUUGAAUUGAUCCGUUCGUAAAAAAAACCCGCUUAACCCGACCCGGAUCCACCUGCUUCUUUCAUGAUUUCAACCAACACAUGAUCCUAAAACCAUUUUCUCAUAUUUUUAGUUUUGUCAAAGUCUCUCAUCAUCUUCCUCCUCAACAUCAUCCCAUUAUAUCCCCCUCUUUGUCCUCUCGAUUCCUUCUACCUAAUCUCUUCUAGGGUUUGGGUUUCUGGACGACGAAGAGGGGUGUUUUUGUGUGAAUCCGAGAAAUUGAGAUUGCUUGCUUUAUAAACUCAGAAUCUAUGGCGGUUUCUAGCGCCUUUGCUGCUACCCCGAAGAAGCUGGAGAAUUUGUUAUCGAAUCAACUUAACCCAUCAUCAUCAUCUUCCUCUCCGGCGCCGUUUGGUGUAAUCGGGAUUCGUGAUCUUCCGAUGAACAAUAAUAAUAGGACAAAGCGAGGUCUGAUCCAGAGAGCCCGUUGCGAGAUUUCCAAUUCUAAAUCAACCAGCCUCUCUGCUCUUGAACUGCUCAAGUCUUCUGCUAUUGACCGAUACACAAAGGAAAGAAGUAGUAUUGUGGUGAUUGGGCUUAGUAUUCACACAGCUCCUGUUGAGAUGCGUGAGAAGCUUGCUAUUCCUGAAGCUGAAUGGCCACGAGCUAUCGCUGAGUUGUGCGGUUUGAAUCAUAUCGAAGAGGCUGCUGUUCUCAGUACCUGCAACCGAAUGGAGAUUUAUGUCUUGGCUCUCUCUCAGCAUCGUGGUGUCAAAGAAGUUACUGAGUGGAUGUCUAAGACGAGUGGAAUCCCAGUUUCGGAGAUCUGCCAGCACCGUUUUCUAUUGUACAACAAGGAUGUCACACAACAUAUAUUCGAAGUCUCAGCUGGUUUGGACUCUCUUGUACUAGGAGAAGGUCAGAUACUUGCUCAGGUUAAACAAGUUGUUAAAGUAGGUCAAGGAGUUAAUGGAUUUGGGAGGAACAUUAGUGGGCUAUUUAAACACGCAAUCACGGUUGGGAAGCGUGUCAGAACAGAGACAAAUAUCGCUGCUGGAGCUGUUUCCGUUAGCUCUGCUGCAGUCGAACUUGCUCUCAUGAAGCUUCCAGAAUCUUCACAUGCAUCAUCUGCUAAGAUGUUAGUAAUUGGUGCUGGAAAGAUGGGGAGGCUUGUGAUCAAGCACUUGGUUGCUAAAGGUUGCACCAAAAUGGUGGUUGUGAACCGAAGCGAAGAUAAAGUUGCAGCCAUCCGCGAGGAGUUGCCGUCUGGUGUUGAGAUUAUUUAUAAACCCCUUGAUGAGAUGCUAUCUUGUGCUGGAGAAGCCGAUGUAGUCUUUACUAGCACAGCAUCUGAGACACCAUUGUUCUUGAAGGAGCAAGUAGAGACUCUCCCGCCUGUUAGAGAUGCGAGGCUCUUUGUUGAUAUAUCUGUUCCUAGAAACGUCGGGUCUUGUGUCGCUGAAAUAGAUGGUGCACGGGUUUACAACGUGGAUGACCUCAAGGAAGUGGUUGCUGCGAAUAAAGAAGACAGGGUGAGGAAAGCAAUGGAAGCUCAGGCUAUAAUUACAGAGGAAUCAAAACACUUCGAAGCGUGGAGAGAUUCGCUUGAGACGGUUCCAACAAUCAAGAAAUUAAGGGGAUAUACAGAGAGAAUUAUAGCUGCAGAGGUUGAGAAAUUCUUGCCGAAAAUGAGCGUUGAGAUGAACAAGAAAACGAGGAAAGCAGUAGACGAUCUUAUCCGAGGUAUAGUGAACAAGCUCCUACACGGUCCAAUGCAACAUCUGAGAUGCGAUGGGAGUGAUAGCAGAACGCUGAGUGAGACGCUGGAGAACAUGCAGGCUCUGAACAGGAUGUAUGGACUUGAUGCAGAGAUACUCGAGGAGAAGAUUAGAGCCAAGGUGGAAAAAAAGUAGAGAGAGAGAGAGAGAGAGAGAGCUAGAGAGAGAGAGAGCCUUUGUUGUGUCCAUUUUUUAGGUUCAUAGAGGUCAAGAAUCGGCACCUUUGUAAUAUACAAACUUGAGUAGAAAGAGUAAAGAUAGCUUCCGGGGAAGCUAUCUUCUGGUUCAUGUCCUUGAUGGGAAGCAUACCAUUAUUGUUUUAUUAAUUGCGUUAUAUACAUAAUAUACACAAUUUAUUUCGUAAAA
This is a messenger RNA of Camelina sativa (false flax), 2226 nucleotides long. RefSeq names its product glutamyl-tRNA reductase 2, chloroplastic. Gene Ontology annotation, biological process: tetrapyrrole biosynthetic process. Gene Ontology annotation, molecular function: glutamyl-tRNA reductase (NADP+) activity; NADP binding. The record is from RefSeq and is a predicted model, not a curated record. NCBI's taxonomy places the organism in Eukaryota, Viridiplantae, Streptophyta, Magnoliopsida, Brassicales, Brassicaceae.